Molecule: messenger RNA, 2880 nt
Organism: Papilio polytes (common Mormon)
Lineage: Eukaryota; Metazoa; Arthropoda; Insecta; Lepidoptera; Papilionidae
Product: TBC domain-containing protein kinase-like protein
Exons: 14
Coding region: 92-2476 (794 amino acids)
Biological process (GO): protein phosphorylation; activation of GTPase activity
Molecular function (GO): ATP binding; protein kinase activity; GTPase activator activity
Source: RefSeq, a predicted model, not a curated record
UGUCAGUGUCAAUUAAGUGAAGUGUUUUGUUUUGUAUAAAAUUGAUAACAAAUACAUUUUAUUUACAAUUUCUAGUGUUUUGACUACAAUAAUGAGGGAUAACGAAGAGAAAUAUGUUUUCGCAGCUUGUACUUAUUUUGCGAAAAAUCAUCCAGGAGAGACAUGCGGCAGUAAUGGAUUACCACUAACACCAAGUUCAAUAUCAAUCCUGGGACGAGCUCAACGAUUACUUACCGUACAACACCCUAACUUGUGUACAUAUCUUGAUAUUAUUCGCGGAAAACACGAGAGAAUAAUAGUAGUAACAGAAGUUUUUGGCAAAUCAUUAGAGGAAUGGAAGUCCAAGUUUUCAUUCGACGAAGUUACUAAUAUUGGAGUACAGAUAGCUAAAGGCUUGUUAUUCUUGCAUAAUCAAGAUAUUGUACAUAGAACACUGGCAGAUGGUAAUAUAUUAGUGGACAAUGGUGGUAGGGUUAAAUUAUUUAAUUAUGGAAUGUAUUACAUGACUGGAGGUGGUGCAGAUGUCCCAUUUCCCCUGGGUCUGCCGAGAUAUUUGAGCCCAGAAACAAUACUGAAUGGUGGAGGUCCAGCUGCAGAUGUAUGGACAUUUGGUAUAAUUUUACUUGAGCUCUGUAUUGGUAAAUUGUGGCAGAACUUGAAACCUGGACCCAUACUGCGAAGAAUACUAACUCUUGUUCAUGCUGCAAAUCCAGCUGAAAGGAUAGCCAGAGAACAUGACUGCUUUGAAGCAUAUAAAUCAGUACCAGAUCAUUUAAGAAACAUAAUCGAAAAAUGCCUAAAGAUCUAUCCGAGUGAAAGAACAACGUUUGAAGAGCUGGUAGAAGAAUUAUCACAGGUUAAUGUCAAAACAUUAGUUGAGGUUAAGAAACCCCGCGGCCUGAUGGGAUGUAAACUACAAUAUUUAUACCACUGGUGGCAGUUAACUGGUGGUGAUAUACAGGCAGAGUUGAAAAAAAAUGGUUUAGUUAAAAAUAGCCCGCCCAUUUUGUCUAUGCCUAUAGCGAUACUUUUAGAUGGUUGUACUAUCGGAGGUAAACGUGGGGCAUUAUUUGAUCGUCGAAUAGCGAAGUAUAGUUUGGAUUUACUAAAAGCGCGUCUCAGUCACAUCCCUCCGCAGGACUUCUACCCGCUGAUGCAUGAACGCAGACGAGACUAUGACGCGGUAGCUCUGCCUAAGAUAAUAAGAGAAAGGGAUACUGAGUAUCAAUUCUAUAGAUUGCUAUGGUAUCAGAGACUUCUUAUUGUAAGUAAUUUAAUAUUUUUAUAUGUCCGUAAACCCAAUUGCGGGUGGGCAGCGCUGCUGGGAGUCAAGGGAGAUAUUGAAGAGCAAUAUGAGAGAAUUGAUAAGGAAACUCCUACACCCACGGACAGACAGAUUGAUGUUGACAUCCCCCGUUGUCAUCAAUACUGCUGGCUGCUCUGUGGCUCCGCGGGUCAUCGGACACUUAAAAGGUUGUUAAAGGCCUGGCUGCUAACCAACCCUCAGUACGUCUACUGGCAAGGGUUAGACUCUUUAACUGCACCCUUUUUAUACUUGAACUUUUGUAAUGAAGCUCGUGCAUUCGCUUGUUUGUCAGCGUUUGUACCGAAAUUUCUUCACAAAUUCUUUCUGAAAGACAACAGCGCGGUGAUAAAGGAGUACUUGGCCAAGUUCUGGCAAAUGGCCGCCUUCCACGAGCCGGAGCUCGCCACGCAUCUGCACGAGAUCAACUUUGUACCAGAACUGUUUGCGAUACCCUGGUUCCUUACUAUGUUCUCACACGUGUUUCCGCUGCACAAGAUAGUGCACCUGUGGGACGCGCUGCUGGUGGAGGGGGGCGCGCUGCCCCUCUUUAUGGGGGUGGCGCUGCUCCGCCAGCUCAGAGACACGCUGCUAGACUCCGGCUUCAACGAGUGUAUUCUACUCUUCUCUGAUCUACCAGAGAUCGACAUCGGCGAAUGUGUUAUGGAAUCAAUAGAAAUGUGUAGAAGUUCUCCAAAGAGUAUAAGUUACAGAAGAUUCACGAAUGAACCUGAAAUAAAAGACCCAAUGGAUAUAGUAGAAAUACCAAUGGAAGUGCUCUUGUCGGAGAUCAGUCCACGCAUCAGCAUGUCUGACUUCUUCUCGCUGACCUGUCAGGACAAGUGCUGCGUGAUCGACAUCCGCUCCAAUUUACUUUACGAGAAGAGCUGUAUAGAGGGCAGUGUGAACGUGCCGUACAGCGGCGUGCAGCUGGGCCAGCGCGAGCUGCGCGCGCUCGGGCCGCUCGCGCACCGCGCGCUGCAGCACGCUGUCGCGCACAAGCAGACCGUCGUCAUUGCCUCCGCUGAGGAGGAGACCGCACAACUUUUCAGCGACUAUUUAGUGAAAUGCAACGUUCCAAGAGUGUGCAAACUGUACGGAGGUAUAUCCGCAUUACAUUCUCAUGUGCCGUCUCUCUUCAUCGUACCCAUUAAGAAGACUGGAUCCAAAUAAACAAUUAAAUUAAAAAUCGAUACGCAAAAUUAUAUUACUUGAUGUUUGUGCUUUGGAUAUCCGGCUUGAAGGACCAUAAUACUCUUCGAUAACAGGUUUGUUAUUUAUUUUUUUUGUUUCCUUUGAAGUUGUAGAAACAUAGUUUAAGAUUUAAAACAAUUUAUUUUUAAUUUUCUGAAAACAAAAAUAAAAACAGACCGAUUUAUACAUAUUUAAUUAUCUAUAGUUUUAUUAAAAUUAUGAAAUUGGAAAAUAAGUAUAAAUAUAUGUAAAUAAGCUAAUAAUUUUGUAUGAUGUAAUGUGCAAUGAUUAGUAAUAACAUAAGACAUUAAGAAUUAAGAAAUUGAAUAAUCAAGAUCUGUUAUAUCAUUAAUCCAGAAAUAAAUGUUAUUUAUAGAUAUGUA